Amphimedon queenslandica is the source of this 777-nucleotide messenger RNA. RefSeq names its product alpha-protein kinase vwkA-like. NCBI's taxonomy places the organism in Eukaryota, Metazoa, Porifera, Demospongiae, Haplosclerida, Niphatidae. Bases 1 to 777 code for a protein of 258 amino acids. The record is from RefSeq and is a predicted model, not a curated record. The transcript has a single exon. Gene Ontology annotation, molecular function: protein serine/threonine kinase activity; ATP binding. Gene Ontology annotation, biological process: protein phosphorylation.
AUGUCUAAAUGGGAGACAACUUUUCGCAGAGAACCCUUUGCUGAAGGAAGAUUUAGGUAUGCUUUCAAGGGGCGCUAUACUAAACAUCCUACUAAAUGUGGGCAGAGUAUUGUAGUAAAGAAAUUUAAAGACAACUACAUUUGGGAACGAAAAGGUUGGGAUUCCACCUUGAAGAUUUACUCUAAAGCUCAAGAAUAUGCCUCAGAAUUUGGAAGAGGAUUGGAAUUUACUACAUGUGAAACCAGUAUAGUUACAUUUGCUGGCUCUAGUACAAAAGUCAAGGUUGAUGAGUAUGCAGUACAUGAAGACUAUCUUGAAGGGGAAUACACCAAAUGGUGCACCAAUUAUGGGUAUGUGUCAUCUGAAGCUCGUGGAGUGGACCAAAUCUUGACAGCCUUCAUGCACUGGAGCUGGAUAAGAAGCAAAGGAGAAGAAAUGGUUGCUGAUAUACAAGGAGUGAAGAAUGGAAGCCGUUAUAGAUUAACAGAUCCUGCUAUGCUCUCUGUUAAAAGGGAAUAUGGAGUGACUGAUACUGGAAUUGAAGGGAUGGCAAUGUUCUUCCUCAUUCAUCAAUGCUAUGGCCCUUGUGAUGGUUUGCCUAAGCCAACAUUGGCCCGGUUUGUUGGUAAGAUACCUAAUGAAAUGUUGCAGAAAGCUCUUGCUAUGCAGCAGCUAUCAGCAAAGGGAACCAGUUAUAUACAUGAAACUAAGUUUUCUGAGGAAAUAAGGAAGGCUCUGAUUCCUGCUUUUUUAGCUAUUGCUCGAGGAUCCAAGUAG